This is a messenger RNA of Cylindrotheca closterium, 591 nucleotides long. Lineage: Eukaryota; Bacillariophyta; Bacillariophyceae; Bacillariales; Bacillariaceae. The record is from the annotation of a GenBank genome assembly.
AUGAUUGUAAACUCCAGCCAAGAUCUUUGCUUCCCUAGUGCUUCAAGCAAGUUGCCAUCGAAGACUAACAAGAUGGAGCUUUCUCAAGCCUGCAAGAAGGAAGGUGGUGUCCCGAGUCUGAUUUCGAUGAUGGUGCUUCGAGAGCGAUGCUCUGGGGAGCCUCAAACACGGGAAGAGACAAGCAAAUCAAAUGAGUUGGAUACCAGUGCUCUGCUGGCCGUCCUAGACGGAAUUGACCUUCUAGAUAUGUCAUUUACUUCCCAGCAUUCGCGCUUUGAUGACUCAAGUAGAGUCAACUCCAAGGUCCCAUUGCGAAAACCGGAACGCCGACUAUCAUGGGAGAGUCUUACUGGUGAUGAGCAAAGCACCAGCGUUCACGAGUCGUCGUCAAAUGCUGUCUUUGAUGUGAUCACAUCCGAGCAGUCACCGGUUCGUCGAGGAUCCAAUCUCCUCCAUCGACUCAGCACGUCAAGCCAAGGAGAUACUGCACUAUGCAAACCGACGCGCAAGUCCUCAGGUGAUAACCUAUUUGCACUGCACAAACGCAGACAGCCAAGACACUCGUUAGGCUCCUUCCUAUCGGCAAGAUAA